GAUUGAAUAAAUUCCAAUGUUAGUGCAUACCCUAGUCAAGUACGCACAGUACGUACCUUAAUGACAUGCCCCCUGCCCGGCUGUUACCAAUCUUUGCCCCUCAACUUCCAACCGCCAACUGCCAACCGCCAACCGCAAACGAGAAUCCGAGAAUACAUCUGUCUACCUACCAUUUUGAUCCUGAAGGAUACGUAACGGAAGAGUUAGUGAACAUUAGGCGCCCUGAUUCAGCCAUAAUUGCCAUAAACCCUUCUGUUAAGCACUUAAGGUUACUUCGCGGUCGCUUAAUCAAAAUUCUCUGACGCCUACAGCGUAUUUCGUUUUCUGCCACCCGCCGUCAUCCAAGAUAAGAACCUUGCCUUGCAUUACGACAAGGCUAUUUAAUUAUUCCUAUCUACCAUCGUCACGAUUUCCGAGGACGCUCCCCCAGCGUCCAUCCCCCACAGACAACCAAAUUCUACAUCUUUAGAUCCUAUUAGUCAAACUAGCACGGCUGGGGGGAUAUUGUUCGAUCAAAGAUACACUACCCAACCACGCCCAACUCGCGGCAAGAUGGAUGCUAAGAGACAUCCAAGCUCUUUCCAGCAGCUCGAGAAGUUGGGAGAGGGUACCUAUGCCACUGUCUUCAAAGGACGAAAUCGCCAGACGGGCGAACUCGUCGCCUUAAAGGAAAUCCACCUCGACUCGGAAGAAGGUACCCCGUCGACCGCGAUCCGAGAGAUAUCGCUUAUGAAAGAACUCAAACAUGAGAAUAUCGUAGCCCUGUACGACGUAAUCCACACGGAGAACAAACUUAUGCUAGUUUUUGAAUAUUUAGAUGGUGACCUUAAGAAGUACAUGGAUGCUCAUGGCGAUAGAGGAGCCUUGAAGCAUGCGACCAUCAAAUCAUUCAUGUUUCAGCUAUUGAAAGGUAUCGACUUCUGUCACAAGAACCGUGUUCUCCAUCGAGACUUGAAGCCUCAGAAUCUCCUUAUUAAUGGGAAAGGCCAACUCAAACUUGGAGACUUCGGAUUGGCGCGCGCAUUCGGAAUUCCCGUUAACACUUUUUCGAACGAGGUCGUCACCUUGUGGUACCGUGCUCCGGACGUUCUUUUGGGAAGUCGCACGUACAACACGAGCAUCGACAUAUGGUCGGCGGGUUGUAUCAUGGCGGAGAUGUACACGGGUCGACCGCUUUUCCCUGGCACGACGAACGAGGAUCAGAUCAUACGCAUCUUCCGUAUAAUGGGCACCCCGACAGAGAGAACUUGGCCCGGAAUCACGCAGUUCCCCGAAUACAAACCGAACAUCCAGAUGUAUGCGACACAGGACCUUAGGGCUAUCCUCCCUCAGAUCGACUCGCUCGGCAUUGAUCUCCUGCAACGAAUGCUAGUUCUUCGUCCGGAACAUCGUAUUAGCGCACACGAUGCUUUACAGCACCCUUGGUUCAACGACCUGGUACAACAUCAGAUGCAGCAACAGCAAGCAAUUCAGGCACAGGUUAGAGGCUAUGCUGCUCCGGCUGUGCCAUCGCAAGGUGUUUACGAUGCUGGGUACUAACCAGGAUACAAUCGAUAUCGGCCGAAAAUCCCAUAUGAUACACCUCUCAGGGACAUGGGAUAUGAAACGGUGAAUCGAAGUUGGCUUUAUUGCUUUAUUGACGCUCGGCUAUGAGAGGACCGCGGUGGAGCUAUAGAAGUGGUUAGUGGCUGGGUUAUCAAUGACGAUCAUGGGCGGUAUUAUGAUGUGGCUAGUCAGGAGGUGGUUAUGGACAGGCGUUCGGCAGAAUCCAUAGGUCAUGACUGCAUUCAUGGGCAUUUUCGAGCAAGAUUCGUUGCUAUUAAUGAAAACGAUAUACCCCAUUUCCGAGUUUUACUAACUAUGGGCGGUGUUGUGUAUGUGAUAUGCAAUCGCGGGAAGUGGGAAUCAAUUGGACGAUAUAAUGAGGAUAGAAUGAUUUCUUUUCUGGUAACCGGAUGUUCACGUACCACUUCCUUGUUAUAAAUGAUUUUACUCUAGGUAUUAUUUAGGAGGUCUUAAUAGGCCAGCUAAUUAAGCUAGGUAGGUAGCAAUGACAUAUUCAUACUUCA
Messenger RNA from Annulohypoxylon maeteangense, 2069 nucleotides. RefSeq names its product protein tyrosine kinase. The coding region runs from base 553 to 1539 and encodes 328 amino acids. Gene Ontology annotation, cellular component: cytoplasm; nucleus. The record is from RefSeq and is a predicted model, not a curated record. NCBI's taxonomy places the organism in Eukaryota, Fungi, Ascomycota, Sordariomycetes, Xylariales, Hypoxylaceae. Gene Ontology annotation, biological process: protein phosphorylation. Gene Ontology annotation, molecular function: cyclin-dependent protein serine/threonine kinase activity; ATP binding. The transcript has 2 exons.